CACAGUAUAAUUUACACCUAAGUGAAGUGUGAAAAUGGCUAGAGUUGUCAUUAGAGUUAGACCAUUGAAACAGGAGGAGAUAGAAAAGCAGACACCAGUCAUAAUCAGGAACAGUGGACAGGUCAUUACAUUGAGAAAUCCUCUUGAAGACUCUGAAACAAAAUCAUUUCAGUUUGAUUAUACUUAUGGACUCAGCAAAGAUGACAACGGAUACUUACAACCUGCAGCACAAGCUGAACAGAAGCAAAUAUUGACUGAUCUAGUUCCUCGUUUACUGAGGAAUGCUUGGAAAGGAUACAACUGUGCAUUGAUAGCAUAUGGACAGAGAGGAACUGGGAAAUCAGUCUCAAUUUUUGGAAACAAAUCAUAUCAAGGUGCAAUAAGUGCAGUAUGUGACAAGUUAUUUGAUCAGAUACCAUUAGCUAAGGACACACUCUGUCAAGUCAGCAUUAGCAUGAUGGAAGUAUACAAUAAUGAGGUAAGAGACUUAAUGAGUAACAAUGUACAAGAAAGUACAUUAAAAGUCAGAGAAAACAAAAGAAUUGGAUAUUAUGUUGAUGGUUUGAAAGUAUUGGCAGUGGCAACAGUUUCUGAUAUUGAGAGGAUAUUGAAAGAAGGAAAGAGAAACAGAGCUUUAUUGAGCACUGAGAUGAACUCACUCAGCACUCACUCCUCUACUGUACUCUUUCAAUUGAAAUUUGUACAAAAGUGCCUCAAAAAGAGUGGACAGAUAAUUAAUAAAUCCUCAAUAAUAAAUUUUGUAGACCUCCCAGCUACUGGAGCAGAAAGUGGAGUGGUUAAUGAAAGUUUAGAGAAAAACUUGUCAGUAUUUCACUCUGUUGUCGAAGCAUUAAUUGACAAUAAAGAAGCAAAAGUGCCAUUCAAUGACUCUACACUGACAAAGUUAUUAAAACCAGUGCUAUCAGGACAUUCAAAAAUCACACUAAUUGCAAACAUUAGUCCAAUUGAUUCUGAUUACAACAGAACAAUGACUGUUUUAAAAUUUGCUGAACAAUUCAGGAAGAUUGUACUCAAUGCAGGAGUCAAUGAAUCAGUGACUGAUGAAGUUAUACAAAAACUGAGAGAAGAGAAUGCAGAGCUUUUAUCAGAACUGAGGAAUGAAGAGAACCUUGUAUUGAAAUACUCAGACCCAAAAGAAUUUCAAAAAAUAAUGGAAAAGAGAAAAAAAGAAAUCUAUAGAAUUAUAAGGAGUAAUGAAGAAGAAAUUGAUGAACUAAAACAAACUUGGGAGGACAAGCUACUCAUAACGUUACAAAAAAUGCUCAAAGUAGCAGAACUGAGAGAAGCUGCUUUUGAACAAGACAAGGAGACUGUCCCGUAUUUAUGGAAUCUUCAUGAAGACCCACAACUCACGGGAAGCAUUGUUCAUCUUCUUCAACCAAUUCUCAGUUACACUAUUGGUCGACAAACCGAUGACAAUGAAGAUAAAUCAGAUAUAACAUUAAAUGGACUAAGUAUUCAAAGGACACAUGCUGUCAUUACAAAUGAAGGCAGAGAUGGAGCAGUGUCCCUCUCUCCUUGUACAAGCUCUAAAGUAUUAGUGAAUGGUAGACUAGUAGAUAAACCAAUCACACUGCACCACAAUGACAGAAUUACAUUUGGAUGUCAUCAUCUAUAUGUACUCAAUCAUCCAAGGGAAAUGAAGAGUUUGCCAGCUACUAACAAACCAGUAGCAAUAACAUACCUUCAAGCAAUUGAAGACAUUGCAAUCUCUUCAGGUUACACAACAGAAUCUGAUGAUAAUAUUAAAAAGGAAGUGUUUAGGCUCAUACCAAUGGUCCAUGAGGCUAAUAUUAUCAGUGAAGAACUUGAUAAAAGACUAUCUUUUGAGAUUGUUUCUCUGCCACUUAAAGCAAGAGGAGGGAAAAGAGAAACAAAAGUUAUGAUACAAAAGAAGCAAUUGGUGACUGGUAAAAUGAGCCUCUGGUCUGUGGAGUGUUUCUGCUCACGUUACAUUGCAAUGAAAGACAUUUACCAGAAACAAGUGAAAGAAUAUGAUCUCAUAUUAUCAAAUGAUGAAGACCCAUUUUGGGAGCCCGACUGUAAUGAAGCACUCAUGGGACAAGCAUAUGUAUACAUGCAGUACCUUCCUUAUAUGGUACAAAUGGAGGACACUGUUACUAUAUCAGAUCUUGAUGGUCAUAAAAUAGGUCAACUCAAUGUACACGUGCUUCCCCAUAAACCUAACCCAAUACAACCACUUGAUGAUAACUCCUCCAUUGAAAAUACUGAUGAUACACUAGGUAAAAGGAUACAAUUUCAAUUUAAGAUUAAAAAUGCAGUAGGCCUGCCUGAAAGAGCAAAAAAAGGAGUGUUUUGUAAGUUUCAUUUCUUCCUUGAUGUUAAUGAAUCAGUCACCAAAACAAUUGCUGAGACUGUCUCUCCUAAUUUCAAUUACAUGAAGGAGGUCACCAUAGACCCUGUCACCCCUAGUACCCUGUAUUCACUGAGAAAUGAGCCAUUGCUUAUUGAGCUAUGGACAAAAGAGACACAGGUGGAAAAAUGGGAGCCAUCAAGUGUUGAAGAAGAAAUGAAAGUGACAAUGGACACUAAAGAACUUAUGAGACAUGAGAGACAAACGAGAGGUUGUCCAGUUGUAAUAAAAGUACUACAAAGGCAGACAGUUAAGAUUGAAAGUGAAGUGAUGAAAUAUGAACUUGCUACAAUGAAAGCUAAAGUCAAUCAUUUGGAAGCAUCAGUGAAAAGAGUUGAGGACCUUAUUACAAAAGCAGAAGAGAAAAAUGAUGACAAAAUCCUGCUGAUAGAUCUUCAAAAGGCAGUCAAAAAUAUUCUUAAAAAUGAAUAAAAUAGUACAAGAAAUAUAUAUGACUACUUACCAGUACAAUCAUAUUAGUGAAUAAUCUUUUAUUAUUUGUUCAACUUCAACAAAACUCUUCAU
This is a messenger RNA of Amphimedon queenslandica, 2920 nucleotides long. Its product is annotated as kinesin-like protein KIF28P. Bases 35 to 2827 code for a protein of 930 amino acids. The record is from RefSeq and is a predicted model, not a curated record. NCBI's taxonomy places the organism in Eukaryota, Metazoa, Porifera, Demospongiae, Haplosclerida, Niphatidae. Gene Ontology annotation, molecular function: ATP binding; microtubule motor activity; microtubule binding. The transcript is spliced from 26 exons. Gene Ontology annotation, biological process: microtubule-based movement.